CCAACUUAUAGAGCUGCUCUCUCGCCAGAGAUCCGACCGAUGGCGUUCUGGUGGACGUUGAUCGUUCUCGCAUUCGCUUUCGCGAUCUGUCGUUUCCUGUUGAUGCUCAUUCCUCCGAAUGUUCCUUCGAUCGACAUCGACGCCUCUGAUGAGUUGGAUGACGGAAGCCAAACGCAAGAGAGCGGCUUCAUCUAUAUACCUCCAAAGGGAAGGACACAGCAGGCUGACAGAAAGGUUAAAUGCUAUGAGGCUGCUACUAAGAAUUAUUUGGGAUGUUUUCCAGCAUUGACACCUGCAGAGGUCAAGGACCGUGUAGCACAAGCAAGGAGAGCACAGAAAGUUUGGGCAAAAAGUAGCUUCAAGCAAAGACGCCAGUUUUUGCGUAUACUUUUGAAAUAUAUUAUUGAACACCAAAAGCUUAUAUGCGAGUAAGGCUUCUAUUAUUUUAUGGGUGGAAUGGAAAACAUUCCUGCCAAUCUUUUCUUCCCUUUUCUGGUGACAGCUUAAAUGUGUUUUUCUAAUGCUUGAAAAACUUAUAUAAACUUCAUAUGAAAUAUGGGUCUUCUCAAUGGUUCUACCAACAAGAGCUUGGGCAACUCGGCACCCACCAACUUCAAAACUUUGAUUCUGGGGGUCAAGGUUGGGGAUUCAAAAUCCCCAUAAUAACCAAGCACAAACUUCCUUUUCCAAUAGUAAAAAAGUGCAUAUUUUCCUCUUUGUCCUGCAUAUUUUCUCCCUUGUAAUUAGUGUAUAAGUUGCAUGCCAUUCAUUAGUUCAAGCAUCAUUGAAACAUGGUGGGGUACAAUAUCUUACUGCUUCCUUUCCAAUAUUUUUCCUUCUUUACUUUUCCUUUCUAUCUCCUGGGUGACUUCUACUUAGAUGUAUGUUUCAUGAACCUUUUGAUCAUAGAAGAUUAGUUAAACAUUGUUUUAUGCUGUAAUUGGCUUAUGAUUUUGCUUAGAAUCUCUUCCCGUGAUACUGGAAAGACAAUGGUUGAUGCUUCUUUGGGAGAAAUAAUGACAACAUGUGAGAAGAUAACAUGGCUUCUUUCAGAGGGUGAACGAUGGCUCAAGCCUGAAUACCGGUACCUUUUUCCAGCAUUUGACUAUUAUUUUUCCUUUCUAGUGUAAUUUUUGCUGUAUACGGAAAAAAUAUUAGCUGGAGAC
This is a messenger RNA of Rubroshorea leprosula, 1166 nucleotides long. Lineage: Eukaryota; Viridiplantae; Streptophyta; Magnoliopsida; Malvales; Dipterocarpaceae. The record is from the annotation of a GenBank genome assembly.